Molecule: messenger RNA, 4191 nt
Organism: Notechis scutatus (mainland tiger snake)
Lineage: Eukaryota; Metazoa; Chordata; Lepidosauria; Squamata; Elapidae
Source: RefSeq, a predicted model, not a curated record
GAAGGUCGCGGCGGCUGAGGCGGCGCCUUUCCCGCCCGGGCCUGUCUGAGGGGUUCGCCGCCGCCGGCGCCGCCGCCUCCUCCUCCAUGGCCGGGGUGGUGCGCUCCCUUGGCCGCUGCCUGUGGCCGGCGGGCGGCGACCCCGGGGCCGAGGCGGCGGCCGGGCCUGUGGAGCCGAGCAAGGAAAGCGGCCUUCCCCGGUCACCGCCGUCCCCGUCCCCGCCGCCGCCGCUGCCUGUUUCUCUCCGCCGCCGGGAGCUGGAGCGCGAGGCGCGCCGGCGGAGCCGCGAGAUCGACGCGCUGCUGGCCCGCGAGCGCCGCGCCGUCCGCCGCCUGGUGCGGAUCCUGCUGCUGGGCGCCGGCGAGAGCGGCAAGUCGACCUUCCUCAAGCAGAUGCGCAUCAUCCACGGCCGCGAGUUCGACCAGAAGGCGCUGCUCGAGUUCCGCGCCACCAUCUACGAGAACGCCCUGAAGGUGGGCUUCGCCGCCUGGCUUAUUUCAGGGCUACACUCUUCUCUUUUUCAACAGGGUGAAUCCGUAAAAUAUUUCCUGGAUAAUCUGGAUCGGAUUGGCCAGUUGAAUUAUUUCCCCAGCAAACAAGAUAUCCUGCUGGCUAGAAAAGCGACCAAAGGAAUCGUGGAGCACGACUUCAUCAUUAAGAAGAUCCCUUUCAAAAUGGUGGACGUGGGUGGGCAGAGGUCUCAGCGCCAGAAGUGGUUCCAGUGCUUUGACGGCAUAACGUCGAUACUGUUCAUGGUCUCCUCCAGCGAAUACGACCAGGUUCUGAUGGAAGACCGGCGCACCAACAGACUAGUGGAGUCCAUGAACAUCUUCGAGACCAUCGUCAACAACAAGCUCUUCUUCAACGUCUCCAUCAUUCUGUUCCUGAACAAAAUGGACCUUCUGGUGGACAAAGUCAAGACGGUCAGCAUCAAGAAGCAUUUCUCAGACUUUAGGGGCGACCCUCACCGCCUGGAAGACGUCCAGCGCUACCUGGUGCAGUGCUUUGACCGGAAGAGGCGGAACCGCAGCAAGCCCCUUUUCCAUCACUUCACCACCGCCAUCGACACCGAAAACAUCCGCUUCGUCUUCCACGCGGUGAAGGACACCAUCCUUCAGGAGAACCUUAAGGAUAUCAUGCUGCAGUGAGUGAAAAUGGAAUCCUCUCCAGAGAAACCUGGCCCCUGGUAGGGCAUCCUUGUCCCCACGGGGUGUCUGUCCUCCGGAGAUCCGUGCUGUGCCUUGGGUUAGGAAAGCCGAGAAGCAGAAGCGGGAGGAUUGCAGGAGCUUCCAGCAAGAGCUCCUGCAUCGCCGCUCCUCAACCAAGAACACAACCGAACGAUCUUAUUUCCUCUCGGCUUUGGGGAAAGCCAGAGUGGUGGGGAAAUGCAAGCAGGGCGUCUUGUGUGAAUUGAUCUUAUUCUGCAACGAGGCCAGAACGUUCUAGCCUCCAUACCCGUCAGCCUUAAAUGAGUUUUGGGUGCUGAAAUAAUGAAUUUGGUAAUAUAUUUCAUUUCUUCACCGAGGUUUCUUUUGAAGAGAACACAUGGCAAUCCGCGGUCAUAAUUCCGAGACCAGUAUAGGAGCCAGGGGCAUACCCAGAGGUUUGCCAGCAUUCGGAUUGGGUUUGCCAACUGGUUGUCUUAGCUCUUGUUUAAGGAAUCUGUCUUCAGCUUUCCUUAUAUGGAAAAUCCAGAGUUGUAAACUGAAAUUUAGACGGUUAUACAAACAAACAAUAUAUAUAUAUAAGCAAGAUGUAUCAAAGCAGGUUAGGUAGCCAAAGCCUAGGUCAGAAGAACAUAGCUUUGUAUAAGAUUGUUACUGCUUGGUGAGACAUCGCUCCAGCAGUAGUAGUGAAAAUAACACACUUAGUGCUUUGGUAAAACAACUUUGAUUCUGUUUAAAAUGAGAUCUGUAUUAAAAAAAAGAAAUCCCCUCACUACCACAGCCUUUCCUGUCUAACAUGGAAGUUAAUCUGAUUUUUAGAUAGGUCUUGGCCAGGAGCAACGGCCCAUAGCACAGUAGUGAAUUGUUGUUUAAAAAAAUAAUAAUAAUAAUCAGUGUUUUGGAGCCACUGAAUUUGGAUUAAAGGGUCCUGCUUUGAGUUUCUUCUUAACUAUAUAGGGAUUUACCGAUGUAUGUCAUAAUGCAUUUUAAAAAAAAAAAAAAUCCGACACGUGUAAUUUGCCCCAUUAAGGCUAGAAUAGAAUAUGUGUGAAUUUGCAGAAGGCUGUGAAUAACAUUGAUGUGAGCUUAUCCCCCCCCCCUCCAUUCUAAAACUUUGUGCUUAACUAUGGGUGCCUUUCUUUUGUGUACAGACAGUUCACACUUUUGUCUACUCUGAAGUAUGUGUCAAUCAAACAAGUCCUGCCUUAUCCAUCCUACAAUCAUUAUUCAGGGAUAAUCUUAACCAUGAGAACUGUUUACUGUGACUUUGGUACCAUAUUUUGUCAUAAAACAAAGGGCUUCGUCUUUCCUAUGAACUUCUUUGAAUGCCAUGCACCCUUUGGGGGACAAUCAAAAUGCAAGGCAAUUUUCUAGGCGCUGAUAGCACAGGUCAAUAACCAGCUUAAAACCCUUUUGUGACUUCCAGUUCAGGGGAGUUCUAAGAUAUAUAUAUAUAUAUUCCCCCCCGUGUGUAGAUCAUUCAGAUUUACGUGUGGUGUCCCACAUUCUAAAGGCCACACUUUCCAUUUUAGUAGUCUAUUUUGUGCAAAGCUGAUCUGCUUCUGAGAAGCGGGUUACAUUUGUUUCCAGGUUUUAAGUAAAAGUAAGACAGACUUAAUCAUUAAAAGCCACAGACUUUCAGCUUCGGAGGCUGUUUCUUUUAAGGGUUACCUAUGAGCACACCUGAAAGCAGUUAACAUCUUGAACCCGUUAUUUUUAUCGUCUCUAAAUAAGAUGUUGUCUUUUGCCAAAAAUCUGAGUUUUGCAAGCUGUAAAACGGUUGUCUGCUGGGGAAAUAAAAGGGAAUGCAUCUUAAGUUUGAUGGACCUUAUUUUAUAAUUAGAGCUAGUGCUAUAUUUAUCCUUUGGAAAUCCUAAAGAGGCCCAGGGACUUCCAGUACAUUCCUCGAAGAGAGUCUUGACAGGAGGAAGGGCCCAAACUCUGCAAAGCUCAGCAACAUCCGAAUGGCACAUAUGCAAAUAUUUUAAUUCAUUUCUUUGCCAGGGGUUUCUUCUGGGUAGAUGAAAUUCGGUCUAUCUGGUAACAUGACUUCUAAAACUUGUCUCCAGUAGUAGCACAAGCCGCUUUACAAGUACAUUUGGUCAUGACCCACACCUCAUUUUGGAAAUUUGGCACUUACAAAAAAAAAAAAAUUGGCGCGGAAGGGGAAAUCGGCCACAGUGGAAAAAAAUGUAAAUUUUUUGGUCGGAACCCAAUUUGGUUGUGGUCAGAAGCGUUCGUGACCAGAGGUUCUACUCUACUUAAAACCUGAAUUAUGCCACCAGUCACCUCUUAAAGUGGUUUUUAAAGAACAAGGUGCUAAUCCACACUGUAUUUAUCAAGACUUACUUUUUAUUCUUUUUUUCCUAUUGUAGAAGCAUGCCUUGCCAAAUGUAUUAUACAGCUCUACGUUUCUUCGAUAACCAAAUAACAAGUUGUCUUGUGGUAUAAACAAGAGCUUACCGAGGAAAACAAAUAAAAGGUUUUGAUAGCCAGAUAAAACUUCAAAUUGUCUAAUCCACCCAGUGGAUCUCGAAGGCGGUUUAUAUUGCUUUUAGGACAUGGUUAAGAUUUUUUUACUCCUUCGCCUUACCGUUAUAAGCUUAUUCUCAUGACCCUAGCCAUCUUCUGUAGGACUGUGAUUGACAUUUAAUAUCUAAGCUCAUCUUUGUGGUUGCCACAUUAUUUGUAUACCAGCCAGUCUUUAUUUAUUACGUUUAACCAUAAAGCCUCUAAUUCUCCCUGCUAGUCCAGUCCUAAAAAUCUAUACUGUACAGCACUUGCAUAUAUAACAUAAGCACAUCUACUCAGCCACAUUCAUGUUGCUGUAUAUUGUUCAGUUAACAACCUCAUUUUUUUUGUAACCCAGUGCAGACCUAUUACAUGCUGUUUAACCAUCUGAAUCCUCUAUCUGUGGGGUUUUUUUUUUCUCUGACUGAGCCACAACCCUUUUUAAUCUAAUUGCCUUCAUUCCAAACCCCUGUCCGGAUUGUUCCUCUUCCAAGCACACUUGGAAAAAGGAAGG